Messenger RNA from Aspergillus udagawae, 329 nucleotides. RefSeq lists its product as uncharacterized. Lineage: Eukaryota; Fungi; Ascomycota; Eurotiomycetes; Eurotiales; Aspergillaceae. The transcript has a single exon. The record is from RefSeq and is a predicted model, not a curated record. The annotation marks the transcript as partial.
GGUUUUCACGCAUCGUCAAUGGCUUUUUCGAUCAGCCCAGUUGUCGACGUAUCACCGGCAGCUUCGAUAAUGUCAAGUGGUCAUUCAAUGCUACUGGCCAGUGCAAUACGACGGCCCAGGAAAGUGCGAUACAAGGUGCCGUCGCGGAGUACAUUCGGAUUGCGGAGAAUGGGACAGUCUGCGAAAUACAGUGUUUGCGUCUGGAUCAAGGCGGCACUUGGAAUGGGUGGUUGAAGCUGGGCAAGGUCAGCAACUUUAGCGAGGAUGCUUACUGUGGUGUCGGCCUACCUUUCGAUGGAUGUAUCUCUGAUGGAAACAACGACAUUUAA